AGCCUGGUCUAAAGAAGCAGCUCGGGGAUUUCAACCAAGCUGGGCUCAGAAGCCAGUUGUUGGCGCUGUCCGUGGUGCUGAGGAAUUCCCGGCUGCCGGCAGAAUGAGCUCCAAAUCAGCAGUCUGCAAACUGCUCUCAGUGAUGCAGAAACCCAGCUAAAGUUGCUCCUUUCCUUCAUGUCCACAGUUAGCAUUUUCUGGUGUGUAAGAAGGGAUUCAAGCAACAUAUCGUGGACGAUGCUGAUGGUAUUGCCGGUGGAGCGGGCUUUAAGCUACAGUACGCUGUUGCUGUUUGUGAUCCUCAGAGCCUAGCCAAAUCACCUCUACUGCCGUAGCAAACACUGUGUAAGUGAACUCAUGUGUGGAGGAGGCGUAAUCAGCCAGGAAAUUUCAUAGAAGGAUCUAAGAAAAUGCUAAAAAUAAGUUCAACAUGAUUCUGCUACUGGGGUCUGGAUUUCUACAGGACCAGCAUUGCUUCUUUCUUUGAAUUCUGAAGACAGGUCCAAAGCGUAUUUCUUAUGUGUGUCUGCUGUGUUUCUCUCUGGAAGGGUGGGAGACUGCUUCUUGACUGUGUUUUGAAAUGGGAGGUAGAGAGAAUGGAUUGCCUUUAGUUCAUGCCUGAAAAUGUAUUCUUUGGGUGAUUAAAGAGGAACUGCUUUCCUAAAACAUACCUGACCUUUAAGUUCAUAUUGGUCUUUGACCCCCACCACCACCAUUAACCUCCACAGUGACUAGCCUACCCCUCUUGUAUUCCCAUGGAAGGAGCUGAGUAUAUUUAAUAAUAGGAGCACACCCAGAAGUCUUUGAGGAGGGGCAUGGCUCUUCAUAUUCAUGAAGCUUGCAUACUUCUAUUGGUCAUCCCUGGAUUGGUCACCUCUGCUGCCAUCAGUCAUGAAGACUAUCCUGCUGAUGAAGGUGACCAGACCUCCAGUAAUGACAAUCUGAUCUUUGAUGACUAUCGAGGGAAAGGGUGUGUGGAUGACAGCGGCUUUGUAUACAAGUUGGGAGAACGGUUUUUCCCAGGGCAUUCCAACUGUCCAUGUGUCUGUGCUUUAGAUGGACCUGUUUGUGACCAGCCAGAAUGCCCGAAAAUUCACCCAAAGUGCACAAAAGUGGAACACAAUGGAUGCUGUCCUGAGUGCAAAGAAGUGAAAAACUUUUGUGAAUAUCAUGGGAAAAAUUACAAAAUCUUGGAGGAAUUUAAGCCCUCUCCAUGUGAAUGGUGUCGCUGUGAGCCCAGCAAUGAAGUUCACUGUGUUGUAGCAGACUGCGCAGUUCCUGAGUGUGUCAACCCAGUCUAUGAACCAGAACAAUGUUGUCCUGUCUGCAAAAAUGGUCCAAACUGCUUUGCAGGAACUACAAUAAUUCCGGCUGGCAUUGAAGUGAAAGUGGACGAAUGUAACAUCUGUCACUGUCACAACGGGGACUGGUGGAAACCUGCUCAAUGUUCAAAGCGCGAAUGCCAAGGCAAGCAGACUGUGUAGGACAAAUUUCCAACCAAUGACGAGUUCUUAGGAAAGAAUGCUAUGGCUUCUACACUGCACAUGUUUAACACAAAACAAAACAAACAAACAAACUCCUGCCAGCUACAACAGGGUCACCAGCAAAACCUUUUAGGGUUGACAAAAGUGAAUAUUUUACUAAGAGGAAAUUUCUCUCUUUUUCUCUUGCUAUAUAAAAUAUAUAUGGUAUAUAGCUAUCUAAACCGCUUUUGUAAUUACCAAUGCUUGGUGGUGACUUGACGACUGGAUUUCUGGAACAAAAAGAAAGAAAUAGCCUUGCACAGGCUCCUUCCCUGGUGAUGCCUUCGACCUGCCAGUUCACCAGGCCCUGAUUUACUCCAUUUUUCACUCUUCUGUACAUCCUCCAUGCCAUUUCUCUUAGAAUAUUUUUUUCCACUAUUAGAACCUAAAGGGCCAGAUUUGACUACACAGAAAAUUUUGAGAUGUGUCAAAAAGGUUUAUUAAAGAAGCAUCAGGGGGAGCAGGAAGAUGCAAGAGCAUCCAACCAAUCCCACCCCUGGAGUAAAUAAUAUGCCCUGUAAGCUAAGAAAAGAGGGGUGCGCACACCAGCGGACCCUCUGCUGGACAUGGUGGGCAACUGGUAUUUUGUCCGUUAUGUGGGGGCUCCUAAUUUGAUUCUUACAAACCACAUAUUUCAUAUACAAAACCUUGAAACUGCCAAUCAAAAAAUGAAUAGGUAAAGAACACCAGGAGCUUGACUCAAGACUCCAAAGAGACACAGGUAUUUAAAAUGGUAGCAUUAGUCAUCAGACUUUUUCAUGAUGCUGAAUUUGAGUUUGGUUUGUAACUAAACACACUGUAAACCCACUCUGUCACUGGGCAAUAUAAAUACCAGAACCAGGGUGAGUAGCCCCACUGUGAAUCUGAACCCUUCUGAACCUUUCUGACUUUCUAGUUCAGCUGUGCCUGAAAGCCAGAAUUACACAUGAGCAGUUUUUAUGGUUCAGGACCACGUUUGCCAUGUUACAGGAAAAAAAAAAAAACCGCUCAGCCCUAAGUCUAAAAUACAGAUUCAGGACACUUUUUCCACCUCAAGUGCUGACUUAAAUUAAAGAUUAGGGUAGAGUGAGUCUUGCACAAUAUAAUUCCAUUUGUUGAACAUUUUUUAAAAUGUAUAUAUUAGAUACUGAACUAUUAAAGUGAACCUUCGAAGAGUCUCAAGGUUGCCCUGGAAAUGCUGCUAGUAUAGUAACAGAAAAAUAAAUAAAUAAAUAAAACAUACAGGGUAUCUGAUGUCAGCUCGAUCCAAGUGCAAAAUUUGUAAUUCUGAGACCACAUGGCAUAGUUAGUCACUUAUUCCACUUGCCUGUCCUAAAAACCCUGGUGCAGAUCUGAUAGGGUUCUUGAGGAAACUUCAAGGUUGUCUUCAUUACCAGUGUUCUUCUUUUUCUGCUCCCACUCUAACCUAGGUUUUGCAGUGGCUCCCGUGGAGUGCUAUAUUCUAGCUCAGGAUGUCUCAUCCUUAGUCAUAUCGACAUUUUGGGCCAGAUCACAAUUUGUCAGUGGGGGCUGUCUUAUACAUAUUUAGGAUAUUUUGCAGCAUCCCUGGCUUCUGUCCACUAGGUGCCAGUAGCAACCCCCAGUGGUGACAACCAAAUGUCUCCAGACAUUGCCUAAUGGCCCCAAAGGGGUGAGGUGGGUGCAAAAUGUUAACUGGCUGAGAGUCAGUGGUCCAGAAUAAUCAGUGGAGUGGUUUCUGCUCUGGUUGUAUGUGUGACUUGGGUAAGCCCUUGAGUUCUUUGGGACAUGCACAAACAGCAGCCCUGGGGGGGGGGGGGGGGGGGGGGGGGGCGGUCAGUCGCCUCUGUAAGGAGUGACAAUUCUAACAGCAUAGGUCCACCUUCAGGACAAUCAUAUUUUUAGUCUCAUCAAUUGGUUUUUUGUUGAAAAUUGUCAGUCUCACCUCCCUGAAAGCAUCUCCUGUCAUCAAGAAAGAGUUGUCAUUUCCAAAAUUAAUGUGCCGACAAGUUGGACCUGACACUUUAACGCACACUGUGCUUGUGUUAUGAUACAAAUAGCAAUCCCGGUGCCAUCCCGAGGAAGAGCAUCCAGCCGCCUUCCCUUAGAACACCAAUUUGCGGCAAGGUUGGAGCCUUUCAGUUGCCACCAUGGAUACAUCAUAUAGACAGUCAUGAAUCAUUCAUGAACAAUUCUGCAUGAUUUAUGCCUCCACUCAACAGCAAAGGCAUUGCACACUUCAGCUCAUGUCUAGACAGAGACGUAUUAUAGAGCUUUCUCUGCCCUGAGGUUGCCUGUUGCCAGCUUCAAAAAUCCACACUCUUGGAAAGAAAUAAUAAUCAUAAUAAAUGACAGGAAAAAGGUCUGAAACCUCAGAACAUAUCAUUAGUAGGGCCAUGUAGCAUAGUACCUUAUCUAUUAUUAAGGAGUUACUAUGUCCUUUUUCAGAAAACAGAAAGAGAGUGUAACUGGGAAGCUGAGGUACAGACAUUUUGCAUCAAAGUUUUGGUACAGGGACAGUCACAGCAAGAAUUUACUAGAAUGGAGGAUAACAUCCAUCAAGAUACUCUCAUCAGAGGGUCUGCAAGAGGCAGCUACUUGGUGGCCUCUGUUACCAAGAGAGUCUUGUUGGGUUUCUAGCUUUUUUUUUUUUUUUUUCUUUUCCAGCUUCUCUGCAAGCUCCUUCCUUUAAGACUUUGUAGCACUGACAUUUUUUUCCCCUUUAGGGAGAGUGAUGAACCUAUACUGUGACAGAAUUUCUCCUAAACCGAUCAUCAUUUUACAACUUCCUUCUACCCAGGUCAUUGAGAAAUUCUUUCCAAACUCUGAACAACAUAGUUCUGGUCUGGUUGUUUUGUUUUGUUUUGAUUUGAUUUUUUUUUUUUCCUUUGAAGGCUUCGUUUGCAGCCACACUGUCACCUCUGUAUUACCAUUUCUCCUCUGCCUUUUGUUCUCUGGGUUCUCGGCUUUAACUACAGCUAUGUUCGAAUGAGGGAUCAACAUCCUGUUUGUAGGUCGAUGCCUGUUAAAAAUGAUUCAGUUUCUAAAAUCUUUGAAAAAUGGUGUGCCUGAAAACUAGUGAGAAAAAAAAAACUAAACACUAAACUGUAAAAAGGGGAUUCUAGCAACAAUAUUUGAUGUGUAAAAGAAUAUAUUAUUAAAAAAUUAUUUUGUUAAAUAUAAAGUGUGUUAACCAGCAAA
Messenger RNA from Marmota flaviventris (yellow-bellied marmot), 4682 nucleotides. RefSeq names its product von Willebrand factor C domain containing 2 like (gene Vwc2l). The record is from RefSeq and is a predicted model, not a curated record. Gene Ontology annotation, biological process: negative regulation of BMP signaling pathway. NCBI's taxonomy places the organism in Eukaryota, Metazoa, Chordata, Mammalia, Rodentia, Sciuridae. Gene Ontology annotation, cellular component: AMPA glutamate receptor complex. Gene Ontology annotation, molecular function: protein binding.